This is a messenger RNA of Telopea speciosissima, 1562 nucleotides long. RefSeq names its product SUPPRESSOR OF GAMMA RESPONSE 1-like. The record is from RefSeq and is a predicted model, not a curated record. The transcript is spliced from 6 exons. Lineage: Eukaryota; Viridiplantae; Streptophyta; Magnoliopsida; Proteales; Proteaceae. Bases 39 to 1229 code for a protein of 396 amino acids. Gene Ontology annotation, molecular function: transcription cis-regulatory region binding; DNA-binding transcription factor activity. Gene Ontology annotation, biological process: regulation of DNA-templated transcription. Gene Ontology annotation, cellular component: nucleus.
UUCGUUUUCUUUCACUCUCGGCUCCCACUGGGUACGAGAUGGCCAAGACAUGGCUUAUUGACGGUAGAACAAUUGCGAGGAAAGUUAAAAAUGCCACCCAGUUCUCUGCAUCUCAAACCAAAGAGAAUGGGGCAUAUCGGGAGUGCCCUAAUUGCAAUCAUCGCAUUGAUAAUAGUGAUGUUUUGCCUGAAUGGCCAGGCCUGCCUGCUGGUGUAAAGUUUGAUCCAUCCGAUGUAGAGCUUUUAGGGCAUCUAGCAGAGAAGGUUGGACUUGGGAAUUCAAAACCACAAUCUUUUAUUGGUGAUUUUAUUCCGACACUUGAGGGGGAUGAGGGAAUUUGCUAUAAGCAUCCUAAAAAUCUUCGUGGUGCCAAGAAAGAUGGAAGCAGUGUCCAUUUCUUCCACAAAACAGCUAACGCAUAUGCAACUGGUCAGCGCAAACGCCGCAAAAUCCAAAAUCAACAUAGUUUGACAGAGGAGGAUGUCCGCUGGCAUAAGACUGGUAAAACAAAGCCUGUAAUUGAAAAUGGAGUUCAUAAGGGAUGGAAGAAGAUAAUGGUUCUCUAUAAAAGUUUCAAGAAGGGAUUCAAGCCUGAAAAGCUCAACUGGGUGAUGCAUCAGUACCAUCUAGGGAUGAAAGAAGAUGAAAAGGAAGGUGAAUAUGUAGUUUCCAAAAUUUUCUAUCAACAGCAGCAGAAGCAAAAUGAUAAGAGUGAUGCCAAUCUGGCCAGUGAAGAACCCGAUAAAGUGACAGUGGAUGCCAGUCCAAAGACCCCCAAGACAAAUACUCCCAAUCUGCAUCGACCAGGGAAGCGUCCUUUAGUUGAUGAAGACAAUGAAGAUAAUGCAUCUGAGUUCAUCCAAGAUGUACCUCAAUCCCCUCUGCCUGCUGUUUGUCUUGAUGACGACAAGGUGGACGCUUCAUGGUUGGCAGGCGAAUCUCAGGCUGUUGAGGACCCUGAUCCAAAUGGCAUGGAUGACUCACUGUUGUGCAAUGAAAUUCUUGAUUCUUAUGCUCCUAUUGAUAACCCAGGAGUAAGAAAUGCCCCUUAUUUCCUGGACUUCAAUGCUAGCCAGAUGGAUGCAGUUGAAGGAGAUGUCGGCACAGCCAAUGGAAUCCCUGACCUUGAUGGCAUAGAUCUGGGCACACCACCAGAUUUUCAGCUUGCGGACUUGCAGUUUGGCUCUGAGGAAAGUAUUAUGAGUUGGUUAGACCGGCUUUGGAGAUGAACUGAAGCGACGUGUCCUAAGAAUUACUAUGGUGGCACAAUUUUGUUUCAGACACUAAGUUGAUGGAUUUUCGCCUCCGCAGAAUAAUACAGUCUUGACCAUACUGAGUGGGUCUAACAUGUUUUGCGGACCUAGUGACAGUUUUCUCUUGGUAUCCAUUAUCCACAAGACUUUUUAAAGCAGAUGGUGCUAUUGAAGUUCCAUGAACUAGUUGAAGCUUUUUAAACUGCAGGUCUGUUUUUCCAAUGUUAAAUGGAAGAUUACGGUGUGGCCCAAGCCAUAUGCAGGUGUGGAAAAUGAUUCAUGCCGUAAAUAAGUCCAGAUUUUCUUUUA